GGUGUGUCUGUUGUGUAUUGGUGUGGCCCGUUGGCAGAGCGACACAGCCGGCGUGGGCCAAUGAACGGCCGACACCUGCUGCUGCUGCCGCCGCCUCACUCCCGCCGCUUCUGAGCCGCUGCUCCGCCGUCACAGGCCCCCAGAAGCGUGUUCCCUGGCCAAGAUGUCUGCACCAAUACUAAGUUACCGCACCAGGGGAUGGCUUCGGAUGUCCGUGGAGAAACAGGACACCCUCCUCAAAAUGGCUGUCCUCUCCCUUGCUGCCAUUCUCUCUUUCUCAUGCAGGUUGUUCUCUGUUCUUCGCUUUGAGUCUGUGAUCCACGAGUUUGAUCCUUAUUUCAAUUAUCGGACAACUAAGUUCUUAGCAGAGGAAGGAUUCUACAGUUUCCACAACUGGUUUGAUGACAGAGCAUGGUACCCACUGGGCAGGAUUAUUGGAGGCACCAUAUAUCCUGGACUGAUGGUCACUUCAGCAUCCAUAUAUCAUAUUCUAAAUUGGCUGCACAUAACCAUAGAUGUUCGUAAUGUGUGUGUCUUCCUGGCUCCAUUCUUCUCCUCCCUUACUACCAUUGUCACCUAUCAUCUGGCCAAGGAACUCAAGAGUCCUGGUGCUGGUCUGGUUGCUGCCGUCAUGAUUGCCAUAGUCCCGGGCUACAUCUCUCGUUCAGUGGCCGGCUCCUAUGAUAAUGAGGGUAUUGCUAUCUUCUGUAUGUUGCUGACAUACUAUAUGUGGAUCAAGGCAGUGAAGACUGGGACACUCUUCUGGUCAACCAUGGCAGCUUUGGCCUAUUUCUACAUGGUGUCGUCAUGGGGUGGUUACGUUUUCCUCAUCAACAUCAUCCCGCUACACGUGCUAAUCCUCAUGAUCACUGGCCGCUUCUCCCACCGUGUUUAUGUUGCCUACUCCACCCUCUAUGUCAUUGGCACCAUCCUGUCCAUGCAGAUCUCCUUUGUGGGUUUCCAACCGGUUUCCACCUCAGAGCACAUGGGGGCAUUUGGUGUAUUUGGUCUGUGCCAGAUUCAUGCCUUUGUGGAUUAUGUGCGUUCAAGGCUCAACAAGGCACAGUUUGAGGUGCUGUUUCGUGCUGUCAUCUCCACAGUGGCAGCCACAGGUGUGCUGGUGCUGGUGAUGCUGACAGCCAUGGGGAAAAUUGCUCCAUGGACAGGUCGCUUCUACUCACUGCUGGACCCCUCCUAUGCCAAGAACAACAUCCCUAUUAUUGCCUCUGUUUCUGAGCAUCAGCCCACUGCCUGGUCCUCCUUCUACUUUGACCUGCAGAUGCUGACCUUCAUGUUCCCUGUUGGACUGUAUUUCUGUUUCUCCAACCUUACUGAUGAGAAUAUCUUCAUCAUUCUCUAUGGAGUCCUCAGUAUCUAUUUUGCUGGAGUGAUGGUGCGUCUGAUGCUGGUGUUGGCUCCUGUCAUGUGCAUUCUCUCUGGCAUUGCUGUGUCCUCCAUGCUCUCCACCUACAUGAAACAGAUAGAUGAAGUCAAGACAGAAAAAAAGAAGACCAAAUUUGAGGGCAAUUAUUUCAUGCGCAGUGAGAUUGCAACAUUCUUUGUGUGUGUGAUGUCGGUGUUUCUGGUGAUGUACACACUGCACUGCACCUGGGUUACCUCAGAGGCGUACAGCUCCCCUUCCAUCGUCCUCUCUGCCCGUGGCCAUGAUGGAUCCAGGAUAAUUUUUGACGACUUUCGGGAAGCCUACUACUGGCUGAGACACAACACCCCUCAGGAUGCCAAGGUGAUGUCUUGGUGGGACUAUGGAUAUCAGAUCACCGCCAUGGCCAAUCGGACUAUACUGGUGGACAACAACACUUGGAACAACACCCACAUAUCCCGUGUGGGUCAGGCCAUGGCCAGUACAGAGGACAAAGCCUACGAGAUCAUGCAAGAGUUGGAUGUUGACUACGUGUUGGUGAUCUUCGGAGGGCUUACCGGCUACUCCUCAGAUGACAUAAACAAGUUCCUGUGGAUGGUGCGAAUUGGUGGCAGCACUGAGAAGGGCACUCACAUCAAAGAGCACGACUAUUACACGCCAGCCGGGGAGUUUAGGGUGGACAAGGAAGGCUCCCCAACGCUCCUCAACUGUCUUAUGUACAAGAUGUGCUACUACAGAUUUGGACAGGUGUAUACUGAGGGAGGAAAACCUCCCGGCUAUGACAGAGUACGAAAUGUUGAAAUUGGGAACAAAGACUUUGAGCUGGAUGUGCUUGAGGAGGCAUACACAACAGAACACUGGAUUGUGCGUAUAUACAAGGUUAAAGACUUACCCAACAGAGGGGCCUAGAACAUGUUCUGUUAUUAGAAAUGUGCAGAAUUGGAUUACCCAAUUUUGUGUGAUUUAUCAGUUUUUCAUUAAAUUGUUGAUGGGUGCUUUUCUUCAGCAUUAUUGUUGUGCGUGGAAGUUUCCUGAUCACAUUCCUUCCGUGUGAUGACAUUUUACUGUGAAUCUUGCCAGUCACCAGAGUGUUAUGGCUUGGUAAAGUGUGGGAGGGUGGGAGCAGCCCCAGGAAGGAUGGUUGGGAGAUGCUGAAAUUUGGGAGGUUACUGACUUGCCAAUAUCAGUUAACCUUGUUACAUAUGAAAGUAAGUUUGUGACUUUAUUUUAUUUUUUAUAUUUCUAUCCAAGAAUGUUUCUUUCAAAUAACCUCUUGCCAAUGUAUUCAUGUACAUAACACUAAAACAAUGUUUUACAUGCUGUAUUUUUUAUAACUCACAAUGUUCAACUGUUGUAUAGCAUUGGAGAAUGUGAAUAGUGUGAAUUCAGCAAAGGAUUAUAGCUGUAGAUAAAGUAAUCAUUACCCUCCUUACAUCUUUUUGAAGUUGCCAGAGACAUGUCUCAUGAAACAUUUGUACAUGCUAAUACAUGCAUCAGAUUGAUAAAAGAAUAGCAAAAUUCAUUCUUUAAGUUUCAAGUUUUAUUUUCUGUCACUAUUUGUAACCUGCAUCAUCAUCCCAACACUUGUUAGAAGUGUUCAUAUGUUAACUUUUACUUUAGUGAGGAAUAAGGGAAUAUGUAACAUCCUUUAUUUAAAUGUCUUUGUGUGCGUGUGUAUGUGUCACAGACCACAGAGAAAGCUCAGCAUGUUGGCUGUUGUACCAGUAUUUGUCAAAUGUCACAAAUUUGAUCUCUGCUGGACAGUUGUGGUUGUGUGAAAUGCUGAUGUGUUUCAUCUUUGGGAGUUGAAUAAUUAUGAUUCUUUAUCUGUGGCUGUCUUUCUAUAUGUAACUAACCCUCCAUCUUCAUUAGUGGCUGUCUUUCUAUAUGUAACUAAUUCUCUGCCAUCAGGAUAGACUGGCAACAAGGGCUGACAAGAUUUUUGUUUAUGUUAUAUUAUUGAAACCUAAUUAAGUUGGUUUGGUUGUUUUGAAAUUGAAACUAGCUUUUUGUUAUGUAUUUUAAAUUUAUUGCAGUAGGAUCAUUUGCCAUCAUGACAUUUAUAGGAAGGAGAAAGGCCUUGGACUAGAUGAUGUACAAAUGUGCUUGGGAAAAAUUAAACCUCAUUUUCAAUA
Molecule: messenger RNA, 3516 nt
Organism: Portunus trituberculatus (swimming crab)
Lineage: Eukaryota; Metazoa; Arthropoda; Malacostraca; Decapoda; Portunidae
Gene: Stt3A
Product: dolichyl-diphosphooligosaccharide--protein glycosyltransferase subunit STT3A-like
Exons: 13
Coding region: 164-2290 (708 amino acids)
Biological process (GO): post-translational protein modification
Cellular component (GO): membrane
Molecular function (GO): dolichyl-diphosphooligosaccharide-protein glycotransferase activity
Source: RefSeq, a predicted model, not a curated record